Eimeria tenella is the source of this 183-nucleotide messenger RNA. RefSeq lists its product as uncharacterized. The annotation marks the transcript as partial. The record is from RefSeq and is a predicted model, not a curated record. The transcript has 2 exons. Lineage: Eukaryota; Apicomplexa; Conoidasida; Eucoccidiorida; Eimeriidae.
AUGCUUUCAGAUCCUUUUUAUAUUUCUUUUGUUGCUUCUCUUGAACAAAAAGAAAAUGAAGAAAAAACAAUUAAAUUCGGAAGUCCCCAAGUGCAAAACCAAAUUGUUGACGACGAGAAUACGCUGCUGUCUCCUUUGCUGCUGCGGCUGAGGGAGAAAUCGGGGAAGCAAACUUUUGUUAAG